GUUUUCGUUAAAAAUUUGGAUUUAUUAUAUUUUGUAGACUAGUUAUGCUGAAGUUUCUAUAUAAGACCCUACAUAUGAUAUAACAUAUAACCUCUGAUCGUUGUAGUGAAAACAAUAUGAAUCCGAAGUCUCUCUAUUUACCGGUCUUUAUUUUGGCAUUUCUUCUUGCCUCUGAAAUGCCAAGAGUCCAUGGACUGUUCGGAUUGAUAAAUCAUGCAGGAGAAGGAGUCACUAAUUUAUUAAGAGGUACAGCAGGAGUUAUUGAUGCUGUUCUAAAAAAACCCAAUCGACGGAGGCCAUCUAAUUUGUUAUACAAACCACAAUUGACUCUACUGAACCUCUAUUCCAUGGAGAUCGGUGACGAAAGUGGAGAAAGCCUAACUUCCGAAAAGUCUUCGCGGAAACAUAAAGAAAAGAGUAGCUCGAAGGCGAAUAAUAAAAGCAAACGUGGUGAUAACAAAAACUCUGGGGGAAAGAAUUCUUCGAUAGAUAUCACCAUUGAAGAUAAGGAAAAGAGUAGCUCGACGGCGAAUAAUAAAAGCAAAAGUGGUGAUAACAAAAACUCUGGGGAGAAGAAUUCUUCGAUAGACAUCUCCAUUGAAGAUAAAGAAAAGAGAGCCUCGACUAAGGAUAAUAAAAGCGCAAGUGGUGAUAAUAAAAACUCUGGCGCGAAAGAUUCUUCCACAGAUACCACCGAUGAAAAUAAAGUGAAGAGUAGUUCGACGAAUAAGAAAAAAAUUUCGAGUAAAAAAUGUAAAUGUAAAAGGAAAAGUAAAUACAUUGAAAUAACUGAGAUUUAAAUACAAAAAUA
This is a messenger RNA of Zeugodacus cucurbitae (melon fly), 811 nucleotides long. Its product is annotated as dentin sialophosphoprotein. Lineage: Eukaryota; Metazoa; Arthropoda; Insecta; Diptera; Tephritidae. The record is from RefSeq and is a predicted model, not a curated record. The transcript is spliced from 2 exons. Bases 117 to 800 code for a protein of 227 amino acids.